Messenger RNA from Trifolium pratense (red clover), 345 nucleotides. Its product is annotated as PLASMODESMATA CALLOSE-BINDING PROTEIN 3-like. The transcript is spliced from 2 exons. The coding region runs from base 1 to 345 and encodes 114 amino acids. NCBI's taxonomy places the organism in Eukaryota, Viridiplantae, Streptophyta, Magnoliopsida, Fabales, Fabaceae. The record is from RefSeq and is a predicted model, not a curated record.
AUGGCCCCAUCAAAGCUAUUUUCAGUAAUGUUCAUGUUAACCUUUGUGACAACCAUGAUUUUGAUGAAUGUGAUGAUUGUAAGAGGAGAUAAAACGUGGUGUGUUGCUAAGAGUGAAGCUACUACAAAACAACUUAUUGAUGCUUUAAAUUAUGCUUGUGGACCUGUAGCUGGAGCUGAUUAUGAGCCUAUUCAACUUACUGGAAGCUGUUAUAAUCCAAACACACUCCAAAGUCAUGCUUCAUAUGCUUUCAAUAGCUAUUAUCAGAUCAAGAAGCAAGCUAAUGGUACUUGUGAUUUUGCUGGUAGUGCAAAUGUUGUCUCCAUUGAUCCAAGGAACAAAUAA